Molecule: messenger RNA, 556 nt
Organism: Camelina sativa (false flax)
Lineage: Eukaryota; Viridiplantae; Streptophyta; Magnoliopsida; Brassicales; Brassicaceae
Source: RefSeq, a predicted model, not a curated record
CAUGAUAUGCAUUUACGUUUCCAUCUAUAUAUAAUCAGUUUUGCCAGCAAUUAAAAAAACCGAAACAAGUCUCAAUAUUCUUACAAAAAAAAAAAAAAAGAAAAUUGCAAGACAUGAAGUUUACAACAUUGGUAAUGCUCGUACUGGUGAUAGUAAUCCAACUGUCUCCAACGUUGAUCAGAGCCACCACAAUAGUUGAAGGUCCGAAUCCGAUCGAAGAGAAACUGAUAUGCGUUGUAAUGAAUGUUAUUGUACCAUGUUUACUACCCUUAACCAAUCCUUUAAUCCAACCAGUCGCACAUUGCUGUCAAGUAAUGGUAGAAUACAAACCGUGUUUAUGUGAAUUCAUAAAAGGCGAGUGGUCACAAGCUCUUUUUAAUUCUCCAAAUGCUCGCAAAACCUACAAAGCUUGUAAUAUUCCUUUUCCUAUUUGUUGAAAACCUCACUAUAUCUAGAAAAAUAAUUAAUAUGUAAUGACUAGGAUUAUUAUUAUGUUCUAGUCUUUUUUUCUUUAUGGUGAAAUAAAAAAUUUAUCUUGUUACAAGCAUACAUAACC